Helianthus annuus (common sunflower) is the source of this 767-nucleotide messenger RNA. RefSeq names its product Werner Syndrome-like exonuclease. Gene Ontology annotation, cellular component: cytoplasm; nucleus. The record is from RefSeq and is a predicted model, not a curated record. Lineage: Eukaryota; Viridiplantae; Streptophyta; Magnoliopsida; Asterales; Asteraceae. Gene Ontology annotation, biological process: nucleobase-containing compound metabolic process. The coding region runs from base 32 to 664 and encodes 210 amino acids. Gene Ontology annotation, molecular function: 3'-5' exonuclease activity; nucleic acid binding. The transcript has a single exon.
UUAACUCAUAGUAGAAACUCAACCACCACCUAUGGCUUAUCAAAGCAUCACUCAAACCAUAACCUACGACUCAAUAUCCUCCAAAUAUCAUGUCCGGUACGAUGGCAAAACAAUCGAGACCACUCUCACCACGAAAGCCACUAUCACCAAACAAUGGGUCGAUGACAUCCUCUCGGCUCAUGCCAACGACACGAUGGUGGUUGUUGGGCUUGACGUCGAAUGGCGACCCCAUCAUAUCCGCUCCAUGAGCAACAAAUCAGCCACUUUGCAACUUUGCAUUGACACCAAAUGCUUAAUACUUCAACUUUUUUACAUGGAUGAAAUCCCUGAAUCUCUAAAGAGUUUUCUUUUGAACCCGAAGUUUACUUUUGUCGGGAUUGAAGUCGAAGAUGAUAUACUGAAGUUGAAGAAUGAGUACGGGUUGGAUUGUUCGAAAAGUGCUGAUAUUCGAGCGGCUGCGAUGAAGAAGUGGCCCGGAAGGUUUCGUAGGCCGGGUUUGAAGGAUCUUGCAAAGGAUGUGUUGGGGCUUCACAUGAAGAAGCCGAAGCAUGUGUGUAUGAGCAAUUGGGAGGCUAGAGAGUUGAAUGAAAGUCAAGUGGAGUAUGCAUGUGUUGAUGCUUAUGCUUCGUACAAGAUCGGCCAUAGGGUUUUACUUCAAAAUUAAAUAAGUUUAAUGGUGUUUUUUUUGUUUCUUUUGGAUUGAUUUUACUAUGUCAGCUUUUCGUUUUGAUUUCAGCCUAUGAUAAUAAAAAGCUUGUUCAACGUUG